AUGCUUCUGCCAGAUGCAGUACGAAAGCUUGGCUUGAGAGGUACUGAAGAAAGCUUAGCUCUGAGAACAAUCCGUCAUGAUGUGCAAACCCUUGAAGGGGCUUCAGUCUCAUUCCACAUUUCUCCAUACUACAAUCCAAAGAAGCGAUAUCUGAUAUCCAGAGCCUUUACUGCACCACAGCUUGAUCUCAUUGACCACUCCUACCCAAUAGCUAAGCUGCAAAAGCAGUACAAACAUUUGGCUGGACUACCAUUGCAGAGCUUUGAAAAGGCCAAACCUCUCAUCCUUGUUGGCGCAGAUCAAACUCACAUGAUCACACCAAUUGAGCCGGUAAGACUUGGUCCACCUGGUGGCCCUGCUGCAAUAAGAACCAAACUAGGCUGGACACUGCAGGGCCCUACCAGCCUGUUAGAGCAGCGACUCAAGCCAAAGGAGUGUCUCCACAUAUCCCUUCCUCUUAGCACCACAGAAUUGUGCAAGAAUGUUAAUAGGCUGUGGCAAGUGGAUGUUUUGCCCUUUCGGAAUGAAACUGAGUGCACAAGGUCAAAGCAGGACCAAAGGGCCAUCGAACUGCUGGAAGCCAAAACAAUUCGCAUAAAGGUGGAUGGAAUUCGCCGGUAUGCAACACCCUUGUUACGUAAAGGUGACAUGCCCCAUCUUCACGCCACUAUGGAAGCAGUCAUGCCACGCCUACGAAGUACUGAGAGGAAACUUGCCAGAGACCCGCAACAAGCUGAUGCCUAUUCCUCCGAAAUCCAGAAAUUGGUUCAGUCAGGUGCAAUCAGAAUGCUCAGUCCAGAAGAAAUAGAAGGAGGUGGUGAGUGCUGGUUUAUUCCACAUCACAUGGUGCACCAUAAUGGCAAGAAUCGUGUGGUGUUUGAUUGCUCAUUUCAGUUUAAUGGUCUCAGCUUAAAUGAUUCACUCCUCGCUGGCCCCAUCUUGGGUUCAUCUCUCCUUGGGGUCUUACUCAGAUUCCGUGAACAUACAGUCGCCAUCAGUGCGGAUACCCGGGGCAUGUUCCACCAGGUCCGCCUUCUUCCUGAAGAUAGAUCACUUCUUCGGUUUAUCUGGCGUGACUCCAGGGAAAAGGGCACCCCUGAUGUCUUUGAAUGGCAGGUUCUUCCAUUUGGGACAACGUGCAGCCCCUGCUGUGCAACCUUUGCCUUACAGCAGCAUGUAAGAGACCAUAGCCAACCGGGUGAUGAUGUAAGGUUCUCCAUAGAACGAUGCUUUUAUGUUGACAAUUGCUUGCAGAGCUUGCCAUCACCAGAGGAGGCUAAGCAAUUGGUUGAUAAGCUGAGAGGUCUGUUAGCUGAAGGAGGCUUUGAAUUGAGGCAAUGGGCCAGCAAUAUUCCAGCUGUCAUUAACCAUCUUCCACCUGAAGCAAGAUCGGAUGGGUUUGAACUCUGGCUAGCCCAUGAAAAGACUGAUGUCCAAGAGUCCACAUUGGGCCUUAGCUGGAAUUGCCCAGCAGAUGUUCUGACUUACCGUCACCGGCCCAUCGAUCAUGGGGCUCCAACCAUGAGGAUUAUUUACAAAGUUUUAGCCAGUCAGUAUGACCCCUUAGGAUAUAUCCUCCCAUAUACUACGAGGGCAAAGGUACUGGUCCAACAACUUUGGAACAAACAGCACAGCUGGGAUGAUACUCAGCUUCCCCAAGCCUUGGUUCAGAGCUGGAAUGAAUGGGAAAGUCAGCUGCAGUUUCUUCACAAAAUCAGUUUCCCAAGAUCAUAUGUACCAGCUUCAGUAGAUCAGACAAGAUCUAUUAUAGACCUUCACGUGUUCAGUGAUGCUUCAGAGAGCGCAUAUGGAGCAGUCGCCUACCUGCGCACUGAAGAUCAGCAGGGUAAGAUCCAUCUGUCAUUCGUAUUGGCACGUUCUAGAGUAGCACCUAAAAGAGUCCUGUCAAUACCCCGCUUGGAGCUCUGUGCUGCGGUAAUUGGUGCACAGCUAAAAACCCAGUUGCAGAAGGAAUUAACAUUGCCACUUCUCCACACAGUUCUCUGGACAGACUCUACUACAGUGCUGUCUUGGAUUCAGUCAGAGUCUUGCCAUUUCAAGGUUUUCGUCGGUACCAGAGUGGCUGAAAUCCAUGAGCUUACCAACACCACCGCUUGGCGAUACGUGGAUUCAGCUCAAAAUCCAGCGGAUGACCUUACAAGAGGAAAGACUCUAAAAGACCUUGCUAAGCCAAACAGAUGGAGCCAUGGGCCCCCACUCCUGCUCCUUUCCUCAGAGAACUGGCCAGCAAACCCUACAGAGUGCCCCGAGAUUGACAAGUCUGAGUUCAAGAAAUCCGCAUUCUGUGGAGUUGUAGCUGUAAACGGACAAUUUGGCAGUGAGUACAAGACCUGGACAGAGCUGGUGAAGGCCAUUGCACAGGAGCUACAUGGGGCGGCUGGAGAGUCAGGAGAACCUACAGCAAACACUUACCAAACAGCAGAGACAUUCAUACUCCAGAAGGUGCAAAGUGAGAGUUUUCCUGAAGAAUUACAACGGUUGAGAUCAGGCAAACCUCUUCAACACAAUAGCCGCUUACUUACCUUAACUCCAGAAUAUGACACAUCGACCAAUCUAAUCCGGGUUGGAGGUAGGUUACGACAUGCAGAAACCUUAGAUCCUGCCCUGAAACAUCCAAUCGUACUAGAUUCUAGACAUCCAGCCGUGAAAUUGCUUCUUCAAGAUUUUGAUGAAAGACUCUGCCAUCCAGGCCCUGAUCGGGUGUUUGCAGAAAUAAGGAGAAAAUACUGGGUGUUAAGAGGAAGAGCAGCCAUCCGCAUCUUACAGCAUGCCUGUACAGAAUGUCAAAGACUCAGAGCCAAACCUACCUUUCCCAAAAUGGCAGACCUUCCUGUGGCACGCUUACGCCUCUACAAACCUGCCUUCCAUUCCACCGGUAUGGAUUGCUUCUGCCCUUUCCUUGUAAAGAUUGGUCGACGAGUAGAAAAGAGGUGGGGAAUCCUCUACAAGUGUCUUACCACACGAGCCGUACACGUGGACCUGCUUAACAGCUUGGACACAGAUUCAUUUCUGAUGUCACUACGUAGGUUUAUUGCUCGAAGAGGUUCCCCAGUAGAAUUACUGUCAGACCAAGGAACAAAUUUCCGAGGUGGUGAACGGGAACUGUGCGAGGCAUUCCAGGCCAUGUCACCUGAUCUCCAGCGAAAACUCGCACCACAAAAGAUAGCAUUCCAUUUCAAUCCCCCUGCAGCACCACACUUUGGGGGAGUGUGGGAAAGGGAGAUCCAUUAAAAUGGCACUAUCUACAUCUAUUGGGGACCAAACAGUACCAGAGGAAGUACUCAGGACUGUUCUGAUCGAAGUAUGAUCGCCAUUUUACCAUUGCGCAGCAAAGUUGAAGAGAAGAGACAUUAGCCGAUCCAAUACAAGCAUAAUAUGUGUGCGUGCAUCCUAAAAACCACACCUGUUAUAUGCUAAAUGGGAAAGUAAAGUCCUCAAAGAAAGAACUGUUGUUGACUGAGUUCCUGGGCUCUGACCGGCCUACCAGUGCAAGUGAUCCCUUCCACAGUCUUUUGAUAACUCACAUUCCAAAUCCUACAGCGGGAUUUUGUAAUAUCACGAAAUACAUCAGUAUGUUUUGUGUCUACAUCUUGGCAGCACCGUUUUGGCAAUUACAUCCAACUCAGACCGAAAUUGUGACCGGGUAUAUAUCUGUUUCACAUGUAUAUGCAUAGAUUCAAUAAAAAUAAUAACAACAAAUACUUAAAACAGGUUGAAAUAAUGACUAAAUUGCAGCAUUGCUUUGCAAUCACUUAACCACACUGGGCUCUUUUUGAUUAUAAUUUUUUUUUUAAACAAG
Messenger RNA from Carassius gibelio (silver crucian carp), 3820 nucleotides. RefSeq lists its product as uncharacterized. Gene Ontology annotation, molecular function: nucleic acid binding. Lineage: Eukaryota; Metazoa; Chordata; Actinopteri; Cypriniformes; Cyprinidae. Bases 1 to 3252 code for a protein of 1083 amino acids. The record is from RefSeq and is a predicted model, not a curated record. Gene Ontology annotation, biological process: DNA integration. The transcript has 2 exons.